AUGAUGGAGCCGUCGCCGGUGUAUCGGAUGCCAACGUCGACGGUGGCCUACUACUAUGACAACGAUGUAGGCAAUUUCUCGUAUGGAUUUGGCCACCCGAUGAAACCGCACCGCAUGCGCAUGACCCACCACCUUAUCACGAGCUACGGCCUGGAUAAAAAAAUGCAGGUCUUGCGCCCGAAGCAUGCGACCAGGGAGCAAAUGACCCAAUUUCACACGGAUGAGUACAUAGAUUUUCUGCAUCGCGUCACUCCGGAAAUGGUGCAGGAUCUGACAGGGGACGGGACGCGGUUCCUGAUCGGUGAAGACUGCCCCGCAUUCGACGGUCUGUUUGAAUUUUGCAGCAUAUCCUGCGGCGGGAGCAUCUCUGCGGCGAAUCGGCUCAAUGAGGGCUUGACAGACGUUGCCAUAAACUGGUCGGGUGGCCUGCACCACGCAAAAAAGCGCGAGGCGAGUGGCUUCUGCUACACGAAUGAUAUCGUGCUUGCCAUCCUCGAACUGCUACGCGCGCACAUGCGUGUCCUCUACAUUGACAUCGAUGUGCACCACGGGGACGGUGUGGAGGAGGCAUUUUAUACCACAGAUCGCGUCAUGACCUGCUCUUUUCACAAAUUCGGCGACUUUUUCCCGGGCACGGGCGAUGUGCGCGACAUUGGCCUGAACAAAGGCAAGGCGUAUUCGGUCAAUGUGCCGCUGCGCGAUGGCAUCGACGCAAAGUCUUUUGGUGCCAUCUUCCGCCCGGUCAUACAACACAUCAUGGACUGGUACCGUCCUGGCGCCGUUGUCCUCCAGUGCGGCGCCGACUCGCUUGCGGGCGAUAAGCUUGGGUGCUUUAACUUGAGCAUGCACGGGCACGCUGAAUGUGUCGAGUUUGUCCGCUCGUUUGGCGUGCCGCUCAUCUGCUUGGGCGGCGGAGGAUACACGGUGCGCAACGUCGCGCGCACCUGGGCAUUCGAGACGGGUCUGCUUGUCGGCGAGACGCUCGGCGAGAAUCUGCCGUUCAACGACUAUAUCCAGUACUAUGGCCCCGAGUACAAGCUCGACGUGCCUAUCACAGGCAUGGAAAACUUGAAUACACCCGAGUACCUCAACGGGCUCCGCACGCAGAUUAUCGACCACCUGCGCAGCAUGCCUUUUGCGCCAAGCGUCCAAAUGCAAGAAACCCCGCGCCAUUCAUUCAACCCUGCCGAAACGAUGGACUUGUCGGACGACGAAGACUCGGACCUCGACGAGCGCAUUACACAGCGGGUGCGUGACUAUCAUACACAGGCACAAAACGAUGCACUGAGCGACGACGGAAGCGAUGCGCCCGCACAGAUGCAUGCGUACGACGCAGAUAUGCUGGCGAUGCGUGCGCCGCCCAACGUCCCUGCGCGCACACACGACUGGGUUCACUCGAUCUACGCGCCGCCUGUCGUGCAGUACGGCACGCAGCCGCUGCUGCCUAUCCCGCAAGCAUAA
Molecule: messenger RNA, 1461 nt
Organism: Malassezia vespertilionis
Lineage: Eukaryota; Fungi; Basidiomycota; Malasseziomycetes; Malasseziales; Malasseziaceae
Gene: CLR6
Product: histone deacetylase
Exons: 1
Coding region: 1-1461 (486 amino acids)
Molecular function (GO): histone deacetylase activity
Source: RefSeq, a predicted model, not a curated record